Hypomesus transpacificus is the source of this 1993-nucleotide messenger RNA. Its product is annotated as scavenger receptor cysteine-rich type 1 protein M130-like. Gene Ontology annotation, cellular component: membrane. The transcript has 7 exons. NCBI's taxonomy places the organism in Eukaryota, Metazoa, Chordata, Actinopteri, Osmeriformes, Osmeridae. The annotation marks the transcript as partial. The record is from RefSeq and is a predicted model, not a curated record.
UUCAGUUGCUCCCUUCUAUCACUGGGGCAACCUCACUGAGCCAGAUGAUGUGAGGUUGGAGGGAGGAGAUGGCCGCUGUGCUGGUGGAGUGGAGCUGAAACACCAGGGAGAGUGGAGGGGAGUGGGCAGUGUGUCUGUCUGGGACCUGAGAGCUGCAGCUGUAGUGUGCAGACAGCUGGACUGGGGCUCUGCUGUUUCAACAGGAAUCAUUGGUUUUUAUGGAGGAUAUACUAAAUGGGUGUUUCAAUCUCACUGUGUUGGGUCUGAGUCUGCACUGAAGGAGUGUGGAACAGUGCACAGAACGCUUUCCCCUACCCUGCUGGAGGUGACCUGCUCAGAGUCUGUGAGGCUUGUGGAGGGAGCUGAUCUGUGCUCUGGCAGAGUGGAGGUGAGGUCUGAUCAGUCGUGGGUCUCAGUGUGUCAAGCUGACUUUGACAGGCUGGAUGCAGAGGUGGUCUGUCGGCAGCUUGGCUGUGGGGCUCCUUCAGCCCUCCAGGGGGCGCUCUAUGGAGAAGGGAAAGGUCCACUCUGGGAUAAAGAGUUCCAGUGUGGAGGCACAGAGUCCCGUCUCCUGGACUGUGACACCUCAGACUCAGCUAGAAACACCUGCUCACCUGGCAAUGCUGUUGGAGUCACCUGCUCAGGGCCAGAUGAUGUGAGGUUGGAGGGAGGAGAUGGCCGCUGUGCUGGUGGAGUGGAGCUGAAACACCAGGGAGAGUGGAGGGGAGUGGGCAGUGUGUCUGUCUGGGACCUGAGAGCUGCAGCUGUAGUGUGCAGACAGCUGGACUGGGGCUCUGCUGUUUCAACAGGAAUCAGUAGUAGUGAUGAAGAACAUACUACAUGGGUGUUUCUAUCUUACUGUGUUGGGUCUGAGUCUGCACUGAGGGAGUGUGGAAGAGUGGCAAGAGAGUAUAACACUUCCUUUGUCUUGGAGAUGAUCUGCUCAGAUCUCCUGUUCCAGCCCAGAAUCUCCCUGUCUUCCUCCAUGCUGGGGGUCUCCCAGGACCAGCAGCAGGGGCUGCAGGUGUUCAGGGACCACAGCUUCACCAUCACCUGCUCCAUCCAGCCACAGUACCCAGGAGGCUCCUUCCACCUCACCUUCACUGGCUCCAACACAACCCUGACACACACCCUCACAGCUGUCAAUCACUCUACCAACUUCCUGUUUCUUGCUGCAGACCACGCCCACCAAGGGAACUACAGCUGUGUUUAUGAAGUCUACGUUUUCCCUCAUGACUUCACCUUUGAGAGUGAGCUCCUCUCUCUCACUGUUGCAGCCAAUCCUCUGCCAGCUUUCAUCAUCAGAGUGGUGGUGGUGCUGCUGACUCUGCUGACGUCCAACACUGCCCUCUAUUUGUACUUUAAGACCCCCAGGAAGCCUGCAGAGAGGGGGAGCAUGGAGCUGGUCUCCCUGCAUUCCAGUGUUGAAGCUGGGCCAGGAGAAGAGAGAGCAGCCCAGAGGAUGGAGCAGGAGGAGAGUGCUGUCUAGACACUGAUCUGAGGUCAGUCAUGGAGUCCCUGCCAAUGGUGACUGAAAUCACUGAGGGAAGCUGGUCUGAUCCUGGAUCUGGGUCUUUGGACCAGUUCCACCAGGAUUUAUUUAAUAUUGCCAACAUUAUAUCCAUCAUUGAGUAUUAAUCACUGUUUUAUCUUUUCUUGUUGUUAUAUUAGCUGAAAUAACUGUUAAUGGUAACUUUUCUAUAGCAUAUAUUUGUUUCGGCAUGGUUGCUUCAUUAAUAAUGUUUACUUGAAUAACUUAAUAUCUGUAACAGGAAUAAUAUUGUUAUUUUUGUUGAUUUUUCGUACUUAAAUUUCAAUUGAUUUUGUAAAGCACUUUUACCACAUGUUAAUGUCUAAUAUGUGCAAAUUAGAAAGAAAAAAAUAUAUAUAUAUCUUUUCCUCUGCUUUCAACUGCUAUCAAAACAAGUUUUAAUUAUAUUUUCUCAAAAAGUUGAAAAAAAGUUUCACCAAAAAAAGGUUCAGGGGUGGAAGA